GGACGUCGUAAAAUCCGGGAGGGAAAAUUCCUGUGGGCUGGCCUCCCGGCGCUGGAAGAUUUACCGAGCAAGCGGCUUCCUCGCGGGAUGGAAGGCUGAGUGCGCCGCGACCACCGGCGACCACCCCGCCGCGCAGCACACCGAGCUGCGUCUGAGCCCGGGGGCAGGCACAAAGGAUUCUGGUUCCCUGCGGCUGCUGCAAAACACACGUAUGGUGGUGAACAGCAUUGCUCGGUUCCCCGGUAAACAGGCUGCGGCGAGGGGUAGUGACUCGGGUCUCGUUUUUCCCCCUUAAUUUUAACAACAUAAACUGGUAUAGAUUGGAGGUGCAGGGUUGUGCUACAGCCGAAUGAGCUCUUUGAGCAUGACUCUGCUGGCGUCAUUAAUCACUACAAUGGUAGAUGGAGUGAUGAUUCUUCCUGUGCUGAUCAUGAUGGCCUUUCCCUCCCCAAGCUGGCAAGAUGAACCCUAUGAAUGUGUGUGUGAAGGCAUGUCCUGUGGGAAUGGAGAUCGAUGCCAAGGCCAGCAAUGUUUUGCUUCCCUGAGCAUUAAUGAUGGUGCUAAGGUUUACCAGAAAGGAUGCUUCCAAGUCUAUGAACAAGGGAAAAUGACGUGCAAAACACCGCCGUCUCCUGACCAAGCUGUGGAAUGCUGCCAAGGAUACCUGUGCAACAUGAAUAUCACUGCGCAGUUGCCUUCCUCUAAAGGAUUUACUGGACCAUUCCUGCACAUCCGGAAGUGGUUCUGGGCUUCCUUUCUUGGUGCAGAGAACGGUGGCUCGCCAAAUCACACUUGUAGAGUGUGUAGCUGUUUGGGUAAAAAGCCUGGCAUGCAAGCCAGUGUGUCCCGAUCUCCACAGAACAGAGGCAAGGGCCGUUAUGGAGAAGUUUGGAGGGGUCAGUGGCAAGGAGAAAAUGUUGCUGUGAAGAUCUUCUCUUCUAGGGAUGAAAAAUCCUGGUUCAGGGAAACUGAAUUGUACAACACUGUAUUGCUGCGGCAUGAAAAUAUUUUAGGUUUCAUUGCAUCUGAUAUGACUUCCAGAAACUCUAGUACCCAGUUGUGGUUAAUUACCCACUACCAUGAAAUGGGGUCUCUGUAUGACUAUCUGCAGCUCACUACCCUGGACACCGUCAGCUGCCUACGUAUAGUACUGUCCAUAGCUAGUGGUCUUGCACAUUUGCACAUAGAGAUAUUUGGAACCCAGGGGAAGCCUGCCAUUUCUCACCGGGACUUGAAGAGCAAAAAUAUCCUCGUUAAGAAAAAUGGACAGUGCUGCAUAGCAGAUUUAGGGCUUGCAGUUAUGCACUCCCAAAGCACGAAUCAGUUGGAUGUGGGGAACAAUCCCCGUGUGGGUACCAAACGCUACAUGGCUCCAGAAGUCUUGGAUGAAACUAUCCAGGCAGACUGCUUUGACUCGUAUAAAAGGGUUGAUAUCUGGGCUUUUGGGCUAGUCCUUUGGGAAGUAGCUAGACGCAUGGUUAGCAAUGGUAUUGUGGAAGACUACAAACCACCAUUUUAUGACUUGGUUCCAAAUGAUCCCAGUUUUGAAGACAUGAGAAAAGUGGUCUGUGUAGAUCAGCAAAGGCCGAACAUUCCCAACAGAUGGUUCUCAGACCCUACAUUAACAUCUCUUGCCAAGUUGAUGAAAGAAUGCUGGUAUCAAAAUCCAUCAGCAAGACUAACAGCCCUGCGAAUCAAAAAGACUUUGACCAAAAUUGAUAAUUCCUUAGAUAAACUGAAAGCUGACUGUUGACCUUCUUCUCGUGGUGCUCUCCUGAUAGGAAGGCAUUUGUCUGGUUCAGAAUUAGUCUGGACAGACAGUUUAUACAAUUGGUCCCCAUGUGGCUACUUAUAGAGGCAGAAGUUCUUACCAAGCCAUCUGUGUGGGAGACAUCGGAACCAUAUGGACUUUGCUCAGUGACUACAAUGGGCAUUUCACAAAUGGUCAAGCUAUAAGGACUUACGCUGGAUGUACUGUUGCAAAGGUAGUGGCCUGAAGGAAGACAGAGAAAUCCUAAGACAAGAUCAGGGCAUUAAAUAACGGCUUUGAACAGCUCUUUUAUUUUUUUUUUUUUUUUUUUUUUUUUUCUUUUUUCUUUUUUUUUUUUUUUUUUUAAUUUUAUUUUAUUUUAUUUUUAAUUCUCCUAAUCACUCCCAGGGCGAACACGUGGAAGUGGUAAAUUUUAAUCAGCAAUAUUACCUGUGCUUCUCUUCUUUAUUGCACUAGGAAUUCUUUGCAUUCCUUACUUGCACUGUCACUGUUAAUUUUAAUGACAUGACUUGCCAAAAAUAUGAUUGGCUGUACACUACAUUGAUCGAUGCCUGAAUAAUAGGAAAUGAAUUUGGUAAACUGAAAAUGUAACUGUCAGAUUUUAGCUGCAUUUUACAUGUGUACUGAUGUUUACAAUAAUGCUGAACAUUAGGAACUUCUCGUUUAUACAAAACUUGCAAAUUAUUUAUUACUAGUGCACUUGCCAGUUUUUUUAAACUGUAAAAUAAGUGCAUAAAGUUAAAGCUUAUUUUUAUGUGGCCUCUUUCAUGAUUUCUUACACAGAUGUUUUUGUAACACAAUAUAACCUGAAACAUAAAUUGUUUUCUGUAUUAUCAUAUUACAACUUGAUAGUCACAUUUUAAGUGCUUCACAUUUGUAGGUGUGUGGUCUGUAACAUAUUUUCAGUUCAAAUACGGAACAUAUAUAUAGCCAUUUCCCACAUGACGUUGUGUCUAGUAUCUUACUGAUCUAGAAAAGGAAAGCAAUGGAGGAAUUAACUAGAAUUUUAGGUCAUGAAUGCUGUGGGGAAAAUGCAUUUUAUUUCUUCUAAGCUAUAUAAUAUGCAUUUAAACUCUGCCAGAAAAAUAACUAUUUUGUUUUAAUCUACUUUUUCUAUUUAGUAGUUAUUUGUAUAAAUUAAAUAGAAUGUUUUCAAGUCAAACAAAAGUGUUUUAGUUCUCUUACUGCCUGUCAGUAACAAAGGUGUACUAAUGCAGCAGUGGGUAUCGCCAGUCAUGUGCUUGCAGGUGAAUAGAGCCGGUCCAGGUCAAUACCGGGUGGAACACUGACGGACUGAGGCUGUUAACAGUUGUUUGUCUAGGUGUGUUUUUUCUGAACUGGAUCCCCAAAUAGUACAGCAGGGAACUGGUGUACUGUCCUUAGACAUGACAUCAACCAUGUCCAAACAAACCUCCCAGAGCACAUCUUGCAGGAGGAGGAAUGCCAUCUCCUAGCCUUAUGGGGAAGAACUGAGCUUUGUACGCAGAGAACUGUUUUCUCUGCCUGUACUUCUUGUUACUCUUAUUUGUUACGCCAAGUGGAAGAGUAACUAGGAAGUGACAGUGCCCUUUCAUCCUUGAUAAAGAAUUCCUUUAUUCAUGGGCUUGACAUCCUCCAGGUAGUCUAAGGACCUGAAUAGUAAUCAGUGAUUCAGACACACUUCCUCUCUGGGUUGAAUUUCUCUGAGGUUCCCUUCUGUGCUUUAAGUCCACCAGGUUCUGCUCUCCUGUUUCUCUAUAACUCUUCCUUCUCAGCCCCAGUCUUCCUUUCCUGACUCCAGCCAAGUGGCAUGCCUUUCUUUUUCUGCAUUUCUAGUGUAGAAAUAGCAGCCAAGUUUGCAGGGUGUGUACUCUGUGGGGCUAAGAGGCAGCAUGGUACAGUCACUCUGCAGAGCAGACUGAAUUGAUACCAGUCACUGGGUCUCUUAAUUAUACUUGAAGAGAAUCUGAGCAGAUGCAGUGCUGAAAAAAACAUAAGAAAAACAGUACCCGAUUAGUUGUUCUUGUUAAGUUUUAGGAGAGACAGGAGGUGGCUCUAGCAACAGACAGGGACAGAGCCAGAGGUGGAAGUUCAGUGCGCAGUGUGAUUUUUUUUGAAGCGGCUGGUGAGGGUUUUUUUGCUUGGAGUUUUCACAUCUCCAGUGUUUUCCAGUACAGGUGUUGGAGGAGAGAAACAAUCUGUCAUGCUGAUGAUUAACAACAAUUCUGGCCAUGUUGGCUGAAUUUGCAGUGCCUUUCUCUAAUGCUAAGGUACUGAGUCACAGCAUCUUACUAGAUAUUAGGGAAGAUGGUCAUGUUAAAUACUUGAUCCAUCUCCUCUCUUUGCUGUAGCAUCUUCUGAAAAGUACUGUGUACACAGAAGAAUGACGUGACUUCAGGUUGGAAACAGCUCUGUAUACUCCACAGUGGUUUACUGCGCCUCAUCUUUAAAUCCCUCCAGUGAUGGUGACCACCACUUCCCUGGGCAGCAUGCUCCAGUGCUUGCCUACCCUUUCAGUGAAGCCAUUUUUCCUCAGACCAAAUCUAAACCUCCCCUGGUGCAACUUAAGGCUGAUUGCUCUCAUUCUAUCACUGGUUACUUGGGAGAAGAGACUGACCCCCCACCUCAGUACAACUUCCUUUCAGGUAGAGGCUUGACAAACCCAGUUCCCUCAGCUGCUCCUCCUGAAACUUGUGCUUUACCACUUUCUUUGCCCUUCACUGGACAUGCAAGGGAUAACCAGCUACAGGAUAAAAACACAAACCAUAAAAGCACCCCAUAAUAUCCCAUUUAUCUCGUGUUAGGUAAAGAAGAUUAAAGAAGCAAGCUAUUGGCAGGGUAAAAAAUUCUGUCCAUCAAUGUGCUAGACAAGGUCACUUUCAUUGGUGCAGCUGCUGCUUCCUUUUGCAUAUCAAAACAUUCAAGGAUUAUUUUAAAAACAAUUCAUAUUUAUGCCCUGCUAAUGAAGUAUUUUGGUCCCAGCUUUGACCGAACUAUUUGAAAUGUUAACUAAAUUAUUUUUAAUUAGGUGACUAUUUGGCAAACUUGAGUCAAGAAAAUUGAGUGGAAAAUAAUCAUAAGUAAGUUCUUAGCAAUUUCUUAUCCCUGGAGUUAGGGGUAAGUCAUUCAGCACUUUGCUUUUCUAAUGUAUAAUUUGCUACUGAGGAUAUUGGAGGUCCGUACUUUCAGAAUCAGCAGAAAUGGCAGUGUUGUAAACAGUCCUUUGGGAGCUAGAGGGUGGUGUGCCUAGGAGCAGAGAAGGAAAAACUUGGUGGCAGCCACUGAAGGAUUGAUUAUCUGUGAUCUGUGUUAUUAAACCUCAUUUUUGGGUGUCUGGACAGUGAGGAUAAAUUGGUUGCCGCUUUUCCCCUCAAGGUGUCGAGGUUUUGGCGGUGGGGGGGUGAGUUUCCAAGUGAUGUAUAUGAAGGUAAUACCCCCAUCCCCCGUGCUGUUUUUCUAGCAUGUUUAUUAAUCAGUGUUCCUCUAAUACCCCCAUAAAAUCUAAUCUUCUGAAGAGAUUUUGAAUGCUUAUAUAUAAUCUGCUGCAUUAACACUGCAUUUAUUACUAUGGAGAUGGCACAAGCAGUUCCAUAGUUGAAUUAUUCAUGUGUCUGGCAGAUUUGCACUGUACACAGCCAGUAUGGAUCUGGGGUGCUGUCAUUCGAACAGUGCCUGGCCAUGUAUCAGAGCCCUACGAAGAGGAGGCAUGAGGGCAUGAGUAGCACUACUUGAUUCAGCUGUCCUGUUGAUAGGUAUGACUGCCUGUCAGUUACAGGAGGAAGGCUGGGCAAAAAAUAUAGAGGUACUAUAGAUGGAGGUUGUUGCUUCUUGUCUGGAUUUCUCUUUUUCAUGUGCAGGAGACUUGUUGCUUACUGGUUAGGAAUGUGUUGCACUUUGAGAAGUAUCCUGGGGACAGCUGCCUAAAGCAGCCCAAGGCCAGCAACUCAAGUUAGUGGUGUGGUAGUGAAGUUACUGAAGGCUUCCUCCCACUUGUCUGUAACUUUCCUCGUGAGCCUUCUGUGCUGGAAUUGUCCAUGAAAAAACUAUAUUGGGCUUCAAGAAUUUUUUUAUUUACCUGGAUUAAACUAUUUUGGUAAGGAGGGACAAUGAGGAAUUCUCUUCCUGCGGGGCAAAAUGGCAACUGUGCGGAAAGAUCAGCCUUGGCAUAGUGGUUGUCAGGGGUGAAGGGAAACAAGAGUUUAGGUGCUGUGCCAUUCAUAGAGAGAAAAGUUAAAUCUUUCUCAAACACAGAAUACGUUUCUUUUUACGUGUUAAAGCUGAAAUUCAUGUGGAAAAAGCAAGCAUUUUGUCAAAUGUAGAGCUAAUGGUGUGCUGUGGCAGGUACACUCACCUGGGAAUAGCACAUUUGCUUUAUCCCUAGUGAAAGAAGAAAAACCCACCAUGCUUCUAGUGCCUGAACCAAAAAACUGUGCCAUGACACAGGCCAAAGCAUGCCAGGAAAAACAACGCGCAGCUGUACAUGGUUUACAUCAGUCUCUGCUCAUUGUGGUGGAAGAGGGGGCUGCAAGAGAGACCUCUGGAACACGUGGAGGAGAAGCUGGGAUGUUCUCUGUGGAAAGUGCACUUUCUCACUAGUUACGGACUCAUCUUGUCAAGAGAGCUGUGUGAAGUCUGCAAAAGCGAUCUUCCAAUGGGUAUGGGACAUCUGCUCACCGGGUCAACGUGUUCUGUGCCAGCCAGACUGCUCAGAGGUCGAGGAGCGUGGUCCUUGUGGGGAUCGUGGCCUGCAAAAUGAUACACCAAAGUGCCUGCCAGCUAUCAGCCUUGGGAGACUUAGUUAUUUGGGGUAUUUUUGUUGUUGUUGGUUUUUUGUUGGUUUGGUUUGGUUUUGUUCUUUUUUUUUUUUUUUUUUUUAAAAAAGGUGUCCCCCUUUCCGCCACAGUCGUUGCCAUGUGUUGCUCUGUGUGCAGUGGCAUUUGUCCCAGCAACAUGUCUAAAUCGGGGGGUGUAGCCCUGGCACAGCAGCAUGUCCUGUCCUCCAGUCUGGUGUAGCUCCUCAAGGACUUUCUUUAUACUUACAGAUCUAAUAAAUAUCUCUGCUUGUUCUUGAC
Strigops habroptila (Kakapo) is the source of this 6822-nucleotide messenger RNA. RefSeq names its product activin A receptor type 1 (gene ACVR1). Gene Ontology annotation, biological process: heart development; protein phosphorylation; cellular response to growth factor stimulus. The transcript has 11 exons. Gene Ontology annotation, cellular component: BMP receptor complex; plasma membrane. The record is from RefSeq and is a predicted model, not a curated record. The coding region runs from base 350 to 1753 and encodes 467 amino acids. Lineage: Eukaryota; Metazoa; Chordata; Aves; Psittaciformes; Psittacidae. Gene Ontology annotation, molecular function: SMAD binding; ATP binding; transforming growth factor beta receptor activity, type I.